Molecule: messenger RNA, 3415 nt
Organism: Brienomyrus brachyistius
Lineage: Eukaryota; Metazoa; Chordata; Actinopteri; Osteoglossiformes; Mormyridae
Exons: 2
Coding region: 28-1524 (498 amino acids)
Source: RefSeq, a predicted model, not a curated record
CUGACACCAAACGCCCUUAUACCCCACAUGGGGCUGACACCAAACGCCCUUAUACCCCACACGGGGCUGACACCAAACGCCCUUAUACCCCACACGGGGCUGACACCAAACACCCUUAUACCCCACACGGGGCUGACACCAAACGCCCUUAUACCCCACACAGGGAUGACACCAAGCGCCCUUAUACCCCACACGGGGCUGACACCAAACGCCCUUAUACCCCACACGGGACUGACACCAAACGCUCUUAUACCCCACACAGGGCUGACACCAAACACCCUUAUACCCCACACAGGGCUGACACCAAACGCCCUUAUACCCCACAUGGGGCUGACACCAAACACCCUUAAACCCCACACGGGGCUGACACCAAACGCCCUUAUACCCCACACGGGGCUGACACCAAACGCCCUUAUACCCCACACGGGGCUGACACCAAACGCCCUUAUACCCCACACGGGACUGACACCAAACGCCCUUAUACCCCACACGGGACUGACACCAAACGCUCUUAUACCCCACACAGGGCUGACACCAAACACCCUUAUACCCCACACAGGGCUGACACCAAACGCCCUUAUACCCCACAUGGGGCUGACACCAAACACCCUUAUACCCCACACGGGGCUGACACCAAACGCCCUUAUACCCCACACCGGGCUGACACCAAACGCCCUUAUACCCCACACAGGGAUGACACCAAGCGCCCUUAUACCCCACACGGGGCUGACACCAAACGCCCUUAUACCCCACACGGGACUGACACCAAACGCUCUUAUACCCCACACAGGGCUGACACCAAACACCCUUAUACCCCACACAGGGCUGACACCAAACGCCCUUAUACCCCACAUGGGGCUGACACCAAACACCCUUAUACCCCACACGGGGCUGACACCAAGUGCCCUUAUACCCCACACGGGGCUGACACCAAACGCCCUUAUACCCCACACGGGGCUGACACCAAGCGCCCUUAUACCCCACAUGGGGCUGACACCAAACGCCCUUAUACCCCACAUGGGGCUGACACAAAACGCCCUUAUACCCCACACGGGGCUGACACCAAACACCCUUAUACCCCACAUGGAGCUGACACCAAACGCCCUUAUACCCCACAUGGGGCUGACACCAAACGCCCUUAUACCCCACACGGGGCUGACACCAAACGCCCUUAUACCCCACAUGGGGCUGACACCAAACACCCUUAUACCCCACACAGGGAUAACACCAAACACCCUUAUACCCCACAUGGAGCUGACACCAAACGCCCUUAUACCCCACAUGGAGCUGACACCAAACGCCCUUAUACCCCACAUGGGGCUGACACCAAACGCCCUUAUACCCCACACGGGGCUGACACCAAACGCCCUUAUACCCCACAUGGAGCUGACACCAAACGCCCUUAUACCCCACAUGGGGCUGACACCAAACGCCCUUAUACCCUACACGGGGCUGACACCAAACACCCUUGUACCCCACACGGGGAUGACACUAACGGUCAUAUGUAUAUUCCAUAGUAUUUAGAUGUGAUUAGUUGGUAUUAUCAUUGUAGUGGAAGCUUUCUGUCCUCAUGAAAAAUAUUAAUCAUAAUACUGAAAUCCUAGUAAUAAAUAUGUAUUUUCAUAAAUAUAUAUUUUAAAUAUAAUCACAGGAAUAAAAAUUUUCAAUGUUGAAGUUAAUUUAGCAGUGAAUUAAGCUGUAGUCUCUUCUAUUUGACGUAAAUCAAUAAAUAAAUUGUGGCCAGUGACAUGUGGGCGCUCACACAGACACGUACAGCCAGGACACACGCCGCACUGCCUAUACUCAUGCCCAUUUAUUCAGCAGCCAGGACUCCGACACACACGCCGCACUGCCUAUACUCAUGCCAAUUCGUUCAGCAGCCAGGACUCCGACACACACGCCGCACUGCCUAUACUCAUGCCAAUUCGUUCAGCAGCCAGGACUCCGACACACACGCCGCACUGCCUAUACUCAUGCCAAUUCGUUCAGCAGCCAGUACUCCGACACGCACGCCGCACUGCCUAUACUCAUGCCAAUUCGUUCAGCAGCCAGUACUCCGACACGCACGCCGCACUGCCUAUACUCAUACCAAUUCGUUCAGCAGCCAGGACUCCGACACGCACGCCGCACUGCCUAUACUCAUGCCCAUUUAUUCAGCAGCCAGGACUCCGACACACACGCCGCACUGCCUAUACUCAUGCCAAUUCGUUCAGCAGCCAGUACUCCGACACGCACGCCGCACUGCCUAUACUCAUGCCAAUUCGUUCAGCAGCCAGGACUCCGACACGCACGCCGCACUGCCUAUACUCAUGCCAAUUCGUUCAGCAGCCAGGACUCCGACACACACGCCGCACUGCCUAUACUCAUGCCCAUUCGCUCAGCAGCCAGGACUCCGACACACACGCCGCACUGCCUCUACUCAUGCCCAUUCGCUCAGCAGCCAGGACUCCGACACACACGCCGCACUGCCUAUACUCAUGCCAAUUCGCUCAGCAGCCAGGACUCCGACACACACGCCGCACUGCCUAUACUCAUGCCCAUUCGCUCAGCAGCCAGGACUCCGACACACACGCCGCACUGCCUAUACUCAUGCCAAUUCGCUCAGCAGCCAGGACUCCGACACACACGCCGCACUGCCUAUACUCAUGCCAAUUCGUUCAGCAGCCAGGACUCCGACACGCACGCCGCACUGCCUAUACUCAUGCCAAUUCGCUCAGCAGCCAGGACUCCGACACACACGCCGCACUGCCUAUACUCAUGCCCAUUCAUUCACCUAAGGCCUGGCCAUUUCGGCCGUAAGUAGAAUGCACCCUCGCAACACAAGUGCAGUUACCUCACGUGUAACCGUAAAUGCUUCAGGAUACUCUCUGCGAGAGAUCUGCAGGGCAGUCAUGGGCUUCAACCAUUCCCAAUGCGUGGUAACAAAAGACACUGGCAGACACUGGUUAAAAAAAUGUCAGUAUGUUUAUGGAUUGCUUUAUAAAAGUUACUAUAUACACAAUGAUACAUAAUCAUGGAUUCACACAAAUUAACAAUAUGCAGAGCGAGACGAGUCAGAUACCGAGAACUAAAAAACACAAAACAAAAAGGUACAUUUCAAAACUAAAUCAUAUUAAUAACAAAAUAACCUGUCUGUAACAUUUUUUAUUGCAAACCUUUCCAACAUCGACACCCCCCCUUUCAGACAACUUGGCGUUUCUAAAUGGCAGCACAUUUAGAAAUGUGAUUUUUUUUUUAAGGGUGCCGAUGUGCCGCAGAUGUAGACAGAUUGCAACAAGACUCAUUUAAAACACUUCAGCUGGUAUUUGAUUCUUUUGGAAGGAAUCAUUUGUGCGUUUCUGUGUCUGUGUAAACGUGCGCAUGUGUGUAAGUGUACAUAUAAACAAUAAAUACAGUUUAGCUUUGCAUGAACACA